GGGUCGGUACUUGGACACCUCGGCCCUUGCGCAUGUCGGUCGGGGCCGAGGUGACUAGACAAUUUCGGCCUCUGUAAAAAUCGGCCCUACUCUAUAAUAUACAGUGUACUGUAUAAGUAUCCAUGUACGUAUAUAUGUAUUAAAUAUGUUAAAAAGGUUCAUUUUACAGGGGAAAAUGUUAUUAAAUAUCAAUUUUGAAAUAUGUUUUGCCUUUGUUUGAUUUUUUAUGAGACGUAUAAUGUCUUAUGUUUAUACGUUUCCGAUAUAUUGUGUUAUUCUUAUUUUAUCCUUAAGUGCUGUUUUAAUUAUUUAUAAUUUGAAAUGACAUCAAUUCAAAUGGUUAAUCAAUUAAUUAAUUAAUAUGAAUUAUCUUUAUCCGGGCGGUUGGAGCUAAGGACGCAGGGGUUGUUGUUUUAAUAGAGUACCUCUUAUAAGAGUAGCUCAGUCAAUUACCGCAAAUCGAUUAACCAAUCAGUGAAAGGCACAUGAGGUAUAUUAGUUAGUGAAAGUAUAGAACAAAUCACUUGAUCAUUUUCGAUCAAAUUAUUAUCUUUAAUGAUGUCUCGUCUGUGCCUCGCCUGUGCCAAGUCCGUUCGACCACGUCAGGAAGCCUUGCAGUGCCACGGUUGUAGAGGAUGGCAGCAUCGCAUCUGCACUCCCGAGCUCCAACCCCACCACAACUCAGUGGAGAUGCGCUGUCCGGAACCGAUCGACAUGGUGCCGCGCUUCCGUCAGCCAGAGAGGAACCACGUUCACGCCCGGAUCAGCAGACCACAUCCACCCUCCUGACCAUUCCACAGCCAUGCUUGUCCGUGUCAAGAAACAGAUCUGGGAAGAUGCCAACGCUCAGCCGUUUACAUCUGCGCAGACGAUAGUGGAGGAGAAGCUGCAGGCCAACGUUGAUGACGACGACUUCGACUUGCCGAAGCCCGCCAACCUGAUCCGGCGUAGAGGGUAAGUUGUACAUAUUAAUGGGUGUCACAAUACAGAAAGCAAAGCGAUGCCUGAUAGAACUAUAUUGUCAUAAUAAAAGUUCUUAUUCAUUAAAAUAAGUCAUAUCUGAUUAUAUAUUUGUUAAAUUGUUUUAUGAUCACAUGAUUAAUCAUUCAUUUUGUUUAUAGGUUGGCAUCGCAGGAUCAACACCAAGGCUCGCCGGGCGAACCUCCCGUUCUACAUGCUCGUCCCAUUGCUUCACCAGGAAGG
Molecule: messenger RNA, 1203 nt
Organism: Pecten maximus
Lineage: Eukaryota; Metazoa; Mollusca; Bivalvia; Pectinida; Pectinidae
Exons: 4
Coding region: 636-875 (79 amino acids)
Source: RefSeq, a predicted model, not a curated record